GCAUUUCCUGGAAAUUUAAAUUCUGACAGUGUGGUCCGGCAUGAUUUACAGCAUCCAGUUAUCGCCCGCUAUGUACGGAUACUUCCAUUGGACUGGAGUGGAGAGGGUCAAAUUGGCCUGAGGAUUGAAGUUUAUGGUUGUCCUUACUGUAAGUUCUUUUAACUUCUGCUAUGUCAUUUUAUUUCUGCUUUCCUGAAGCUUUCUUGUGUAAUGGUAUUUAGCCUAGUAUAAUCCAAGCAAGUGUGAUCUGGAUGCAGGAUUUGGGUUGAGUGUAGUUACAUUGCAUAUGUAAUAUAUGCAAACUAUAACAUAUGUAAUAAGAGACCUGAGGUAGCAUAGUGCCUCAGCUAUGAGCUAAGAAGUUCCUGAAUCAAGUGCUGACUUCUUUUCCGAUAUAACAGUGGCCUUGGGGCCAAGGCAAUAUAUGAUAUCUCAGCCUCAACCCUCCUUUUGCAUUAUGGGGAAAAUUCCACUGAACUACCUAACAGAGUUUAGCUGGUCAAUACGUAGGAGGUCUCCUUCGUCCACCAACAGAGGGACUUUAGAUACAACACACCUUGUCAUAUUGUGGAAACCUGGACAAACUGCUUUAAUCUUAACUGUGGUUAGUUGAAGCAAGUGAUCUUGAAAUUAAGGUGCCUGAUAGUUUUGUUCCAUCCACCUGUGGAGCAAACUGACUCAUACUCUAUAGAACAUAACACAGCAGUCAGAUAUCACACUUCUCUGAAUUUUGCAAUGUAUUUUAUUUGCACAAGAAUAGCUGAAAUUCAUGAAUUAUUACUUAAAAUAAGGCCCGAAGAUGUAUUUCAAUGCAAUUUUUGUAUGUUUAAAAAUAAUAUUGCUGCUUUAUGUGGAAACAGGCUGUAACAGAUCAAUGACAAAGCAGAAUGCUACAUCCCUACUUCAGGCUAUAGUUUAGGAAGCUGGCUUGUUCUAAUUAACUAUAAACCAGAAGUAGGGGUUUUUUUUGGGGGGGGAGGAACUGGCAGUGUUGUUGUUGGACCCUCCUUUUUCACACAUUGAGCAGAAUGUGAAGAGGAUAGGAGUGGAAACCGCUGGUCUUAUCCUCCACUGAUCACUGAAUGUGUGGCCAUUCCUCCUGUUGCAUCCCCAUCCACAGGUCCCCAUAGGGGUUGUGACACCUAUGCUGUGCUGAUCCUAGAAGUCCCACCACCCCACUGGCUGCAUUUGUGGAACUAACAGCCUAUUCUCACAUGCCAGCUAGCAGUGGUGGUAAGAGUGGGCCACAUUUGCAUCAUGCGCUUCUUCCAAGGAGUGUGCAGAGAUGUCUCACAACAGUGCAAGUGAAGUAGGUUAUGCUGAGAGGGAGCCUCACCCAAUGAUAUGAACCUGAGAUGUGUACAUAUAAUGCCAGCUGCUACAUCUUAAUCUGGGGUAACAAUAGUGUGGGAAUAACUCACAUAUGCUUCCCACCCAGAAUCUGUAAUAUCUGCAGGUGGGCAGGGCUAAUGAAGUGCUCCCAUCUCAUGAAUGGAAACAUUGCUCGAACAGAAGGAAGGAUGAUAUUUGCAUGACAGGUAACCAUACCACUGGGCCUGCCCCACCCCCACAUGGUUCUUUCAUGCUCAUCUUACUAGAACAUUGUGACAUGAUGUUAUGGAGUGAUAGGUCUCAUGCUGCUGCCAGGAAGAAUGUACACCAAUGCAGUGCUCCAGCAAUAUUAUGUCAAAUGUUAUUCACUUUUCCUAAUAACUGCAAAGAUAGGCUUGCCAUACAUCAGUAUAAUUCCCGACAUGGCAACACUAUGGGAAAAGCAGCAGAAACAUCUCCAAAAGCUUAAAAUCACCAGUUUUCUGAGAGGGUAAGUUUCUAAAAAAUACUUCAACAACUUUGCGGGUUUCAGGAAUUUUACUUUUUGAAAUAUGGCAACCCUAUUCAAAGAGUCCUAGACGCCCCCUCCCCAAAGCCUGGAUUAUGGCAGCAUGUAGUAUUGUGGGUUGGAGAGGAAACCUGCCGUGGGGCAGGAGGUUGAUGAGAAUUACUGAAGAGACAUAGACCAUCUGGAGGGGAUAUACUGGGACAGCUUUUCUUCACUCAAAAGACACAAUCCAACUGAAACCCUUUUAAAUUAAUGGAAAGUUAAUGUUCUCUAAUCUGUUGCCUAUUUUGCAAGCAUAGUGUUGUUGACUAUUUAAGGUUAUCACUUUUAAAAGUGAACACUUUUAAAUAAUAUAUCACCACCUAGUCUCCUGACUGGGAUGCGGGUGGUGCUGUGGUCUAAACCACUGAGCCUCUUGGGUUUGCCGAUCAGAAGGUCGGCAGUUCGAAUCCCCGCGACGGGGUGAGCUCCCGUUGCUCGGUCCCUGCUCCUGCCAACCUAGCAGCUCGAAAGCACGUCAAAGUGCAAGUAGAUAAAUAGGUACCACUCCGGCAGGAAGGUAAACAGCAUUUCCGUGCGCCAGAAGCGGCUUAGUCAUGCUGGCCACAUGACCCAGAAAACUGUCUGUGGACAAAUGUCUGUUGCCUUGGCCAGUAAAGCGAGGUGAGUACCGCAACCCGAGAGUCGUUCACUACUGGACUUAACUGUCAGGGGUCCUUUACCUUUACCUUUAGUCUUCUUACUAGCCCCCCUAAUUUGUUUGCUGUUAAACCAGUUGCAUAAUGAAUCCUGAAAAUGGGCUAAAUAGAAAUUACAGAAACUGUGACUCCCUCAUCCAGUGAUGUCAAACGGUUUUAUUAUGUUGGCACAUAAGCAGAAAGCAUAAACCCAUUCUGGUAAAGUCAAUUUUGCCUGUAAGUACUGAGGUUGCAGUUGCAAGGUGUUCAAUCCUAGAAGGUGGAGGGGAAGUAAUAGCAGUUCAGAUCCAGAGACUCCAUACAGGAAAAUGGAAGAAAGGAGGAGUUAGUCAACUCUACCCCAUGAUUAAUUAGAACCACCUAGAGAUUAAUAUAUAUGGAAAUGUGUAUUUCAACAUUGAUAGGAACACAUUUUUCAUGCAUUUGGGUCCAUUCUUGGAGCCAAGGACCAUAUCACAACAUCUGGGAAAGUGCAAAAUCUGAAGGAAUUACACCCCUGCUCUAUAUAUUAGUCCGGAAGGUAUGAAGUAGGUAUACAUUCACUUAAAAAUGUGGACCAAACAGAUUUCUCUUCCAUCGUUUUCUGAAGUCACACAUAAAGUUGCUGCAAAAAAGGACUCUCUUUCUUUAGUUAAUAUAAAUCAUAGGUUUCCCUUCAUGCUGUAGCAGGCUAUUUUUCAAAGCAGGGAUUCAUAUAAAUUACAGCAAAACCCAGCUUUGUGUCAUGACAUUCUCUUUCCUGGCUUCUUUCUACCAUUUCAACCACUGUAAAUAAUACUCCUAGUUAGUCACCAUGGAAAAGGAGAAGAGGUUUCUGAAAGUGUGGCCUUUAAAGCAAGUCUUUGGAAAAUGAAGUCUCCCUGGUGUCCUUUCAUUCAGCUGUGGCAAGUAGAUGUGGAGAAUCGUAGCCUAAUUCAUUCUGCAUAGCCUUUUCAAGCUCUUUGCUUGAGUGAAUGUCCAUAAAGGCUUUGGUUGGCAUUCUGCCACCUUCUCAUUUCUUCAGCAGUGACCGAUCAGUUUGUCCACAGUGACUUGGUCGCCUGGGAAAUCAGGGAUUGAUCUUUCUGAAAGGAAAAGUUCACCGAUUUAAGGUCUGGAGUUUUGUUUCUGUGUCCCUGUUUUUAAGCCUAAGGGGCCGCCUCUGUUUCACUGAUGUCUAGAGUAAGAUAUGAAUUGCCAACCAUGGCAAUUAUGCUUCAGCCGUCAUUCAUGUCAUUCUUUGCUAUUUCAUGACCACGUCAGCAGGGAGUGACAGGAUGGCAGUGGAAGGAAUCUUGCAUGAUUCCUCUGUGUGGUCAGAGGUUUCCCUUCAGGCCCCCGUCAUCAGUUAGCUUUCUUUUCUUUUCUUUUGCUUAUUACUUAGGUCCCAUCUGCACUAUAUGUUUUCAGCCAUAUCAUACCACUUUAAACAGUCAUCUCUCUCUCCCCCCCCCCAAAAAAAAAGAAUCCUGCGAGCUUUAUUUUGUUACGGGUGCUGAGAGAUGUUAGGAGACAUCUAUAGAUAGAAGUCUCCAAAGAACUCUCAGCAUCUUUAUACUUCCUAGGAUUCUUUGGGGGAAGCCAUGACAGCUAAAGUGGUAUCAUAGAUGUGCCCUUUUGUAUCCUGCCUUCCCACCAAAUGAUCCAAAGAGGCAGCUAUGUUAGUCUGUUGUGGCAGAAAUAACAAACAGAAUUGACUAUGGGAAAGACCAGGUCUAUGGACUAAAGACCAGGUGAUCUGAUGUGUGAAGUAUUGGCCUAAAUUGGCAGGAUGCACCUGAAUGUAGAAAAGAAGAAGAAACUGAGGUGAGAAUGAGAAGUAUACUUUAUGGAGAGUUGCAUUUCUGUCUCUUCCUUAAUUACUGAUACUGGGAUCCUCAAAUGGGUCCCCAUGCUUAAGAAGCUGACAGCCAGAAAAUCAUUUUGCUAUUGAUAGGCAGAGAUACCUGGGUGUGUAUCUUCAGCAUUUGUUUCAGAUUUCUUGCACCAGAUCCUAAACAUUUAUGCAAAUCUGCUACCUGGAGAGAAUGCACACAUUAAAUAAAAUCUGUGUAAUUUGUGAAGUUGCUCAAGUGUAACAGGCCAUAUUCAGCUCCCAAGCACUUACAUACUUUGUAAACUCUGUCCUAUUAUAUUUUUCAAAAGAAAACUAAUUUUUUAGAUGUUGUUUACUCAUUCUCAUGGCAGAAUGCCAGUUCAUUAGUAAAUAGUUUUUGUGUAUCAGCGUCUUAAAUAUUAUAAGCUACUGUAGAACCACAACAGAAAUAAUUAAUACAACUAAUGCACUAAAAGAAUCAUGUUCAUGUGGAACUAGUGCCAGCUUGCAUGAACCUUUUCUAUUUCUUAUCACAAUUCUUGAAUGCCUGUGGACUCACUGCUGCUUUUGUUUUGAGGUGAUGUAAGAUACUAUGACCCAGUAAGCAAAGGCUUCCCUAGGAGUGGCUCAGGAGUGGCUCAGGGCUUCCACUAGGCUUGCAGCCUGACAGUGGCAGCCUCCACAUGGAGAUCUUUUCAUAGAUGCUGCUCAAGGGACUGCCAUGAUUUUGCAAUAAUGGUCAGCCCCCCCCCCCAAGGGCUUGCACAGAUUUUAGCAAUGGCACAUUGGCUGUAUUUGGAUGAUCUAUUGACUCUGGAGGCUGAGAUAUGAAUUAGAUUUCUGGCCCCUUCCCUCCUCCCUUCAUGAUUAUCUAAGUGAAAAGCAAAAGUCUUUGGUUAACCAACCAUUGUUUCCCAUAGUCAUUCCCAGUUCUAAAACAAGGAGUUCUGAUCCCUUGUCACUGCUAACAGCGGAGCAUCUGUCACUUUCCUUGGACAUGCAGGGACAUGUUGCUGGAUCGAUGUCAAUGACCCUGGUAAGAUGUAUUUUCUGCAGUGACAAUGUUUAGAACACCUACAAAAUUGCUUUUAUUUAGUAAUUCUCUAUUUCAGAAACAAUAUAUGUACCUCAGUAGGUUUUAAAUAUGAUUACAUUUCUGCACAGGUAUCAGAUGAGCUCAAAGAUAGUUUGAUUGUUUGUUCUUUGACUAGAGGGACAGUAUAAUAAUCCCUGGUGACUAGCCAGCUUUCUGGCAGUAAGCAGACUCCCGUCAGCUCAAGAUACUUUUUAUUACAGAAACAAACAUCCUGAGCGGGGCUUCGCACUCCUCUAUAGAUGCUCUAAUCUGCUCUCAUCUAAUCUCAAUAGAUGCUCUAAUCUGAAUCCGAGUUCUGCUUCCAACAGGAUCUACCCCAGAACCUCGUAUGUCUGCCCCUCCCCUUCCGCUCCUCUUUGAGGCAUUCCCAACGCCUCCUCCAAGGACUGAGAGUCUGAAUCAGCUCUUCUCCACUGACAGUGGAUAGUCUCUCUCUUCUCCAUUGGCAGCCUGGCCUCUCCUUGGUCAUCUUCCAGCCCUCCCUGUGAAGGAUGGGCUGCGGGGUUUCAGUUUUGGAAACCAGCCCUUCCCCCUUAUCAGAAUCGUCAGCCUAUGAACGGCUAGCUCUGAAGUUUAACCCUUCUGCCUCCUCAGGAAAGUCAGCCUCUUGUUCACUUUCCGAGGCCAACCCUUCUGCUGGGUCCUGGGGAGCCACGCUCUGAUGCACACCAGCCCCAUCUCUGAGCGAUGUGAGAGUCCAGGGGUUCCUGGCAGUUCCCCAGGGUUUGUGUUCCCUUUUGGAAAGAGACACAGCAGAGACUGUGAUGUCUUUAGGGUAUAUGGUUUAUUUAUGCAUUUAUACAACCUGAGCCUGCGAAGGAGGGUCUUGUUUCUCCCAUAGUCACAGCCUAGGAUUCAAGAAAAUGCCAACCCUUUCUGUGCUCCUCUGGCUUCCCAGCUUGCUGCCUUGCUCCUCAGUCACACAGCUCCCAACUCUCAGCUCUGGCAUUAUUCCUUCUCACUAUGUAUGAGUGGAGGGAGCGGAGGGGACCACCCAUUUGCGUCUCCUUUGGUCUCCGUACCCCCCAGCAGGAGGUUAGGCCAGCUUGAUUAGAUUAUAACACUUCUUGCUGGAUCCAGGGACUAGAAGUCUGGAACCCAUCUUGAUACCCCAAGCCUUGCUUACAUUCUAACACCUACUGAAUCCAGGGGUUAGAGAGGUCUGGCACCCACAAACUCAUAACACUACCCCUUCCCCACAGAACUGAACACCUAUCCCCAGAUGUGUAAGCAGCAAAAUUCAGCUUACCUUUAGAAAAAUCACAGACAGACUAGCGGAGGCAUUAGAACACAUAUAAUCAAAAACUGAUAAUAAAACACAAUUAGACUUUUAACCCAAUCCAGUAACAGCCUAUUCCUAUCAAGCAAGUGCAUCAGAUCACUUCAGGCCUUCUUCUUUCUCCUUGGCGCACACUCCCAGUCUGUUCUGUAUCCAAACAGUUUACCCAGCCCCCUCCCCCCGCAUGCCUGAAGUGAUGAGUUCCGUCAUAUUUAAACCAGGAUUAUAAGCCUCAGUACCAGCACUGCAUUACCCAAAUGCCUUGAUCCCACUUUCCUUUGUGCCACUGCAGCACAGAGCAGCUUUCAAGCACACACAAGACUUUCAGAGUAUUUCCGAAACAUCAUUAAACAGUUCCCAUUGCCACAAACAUGCAAAAAGCACAAAUCAGUAGCAUUUUAAAACCAUUGCCAAAACUUGCAGGAAGGAUCCCUUGAGUUGGGGGAGGGGACCCCACUCAUUUGCUAUCUUGCACAGGGCCACUUCCUUUGUUCCUCUUAAUAGCCCAUCAGCUCACCAGGAAGCUAGCCAGGCUAUUCCAGGAAUUAGAAGGGGGUGCCAGGCAUUACAAGGGUCUCAGCAUACAGCCUAUUCCCUGUUCCUAUACUAUCUCCUUCAUUCUGCAAUAAAAAAAAACAGAGAGAAAAGCAAUGCAAGAGAAACAUUUACCUUAGACAGAGGGCAGCUGUUCCUAGGGGUAUCUGAUAAAAUGAUUGUAAGCCCCCAGCCACACAUGGCCAAAUGUGGCUGUCUACUUUGGCGUGGUCUCUCUAUUACUUGGUGACCCUCCUGUGGUUUUAAAUGCUACAUGGCUGGAAGAAUGGGGUAGGGGAUUAGCAUUGUCCCCCCCCCCAUCUUCUUUUGAGGCCACAGGUCUACAAAGACUUUAGCACCUUGCAAUUGUUCUGCCUCCAUGCUCUGAAGAGAGUUGGACAACUGGGGAACACUCCUGGGCAUCAUGGGAGAUUAAAACGCAACUAGUCUUAGCAACUUGGUGCUGCUGGCAGCUUUGCUCACGGUCUCUCUGCCUUCUACUGCCAGGAAGGCUCAUGGGAGACCACCUGCAGAGAGGCUUGUGAAGGUGCCUGGAAUAGGGCCAUCUUCAAAGGCAUCUUGAGGAGCCUCUCUGCAGAUCAUCUCCCGUGUGCCUUCCUGGCAGUAGAAGGCAGAGAGACUGUGAGCAAAGCUGCACUGAGUUGCUAAGACUAGUGUGCAUAUGCAGAAGAGAAGGUUCGCUUAUUUGUUUUCCAGCUGUGGGAAAGUCAACCAAUUGCAAAGGAUUUAUUGAACAUGGUGACAUUUGAAAUCAGCUUCUGCUGGACACGUAUAGCUUAUUCCAAAUUGUUGAUGAGACAUGAUUUUAAAUUCCUUACCAUCCCACCAUAGAUAAUUGUUCAGGGAAGACAACCACUUCUAAGUAAACUGACUCAGUGCUACCCUUUUAUUGACUGCUGAGUUAAAAGAGCCAAGCGGAACUUUGGGAGUUGUAUGUCUCCCACUGGUUUAUUACUGCAAUGUUUCUCUUGCUGACCUCGUCAUUCUUUGUUCUGUGCUGUGAGCUCUCUUCCAUUAAAGCCUCUCCCAUGACCUCUCAUUUUCUGCCCCAAGUGAGCAGUUCUUCGAUUCCAUUGCUUCCUCUUUCAGUUUUCUAAUUACUGCAGUGUCAAGUAGCAUCCUGCGUUGCAGAUUGUCAGCUGAGUUGAAGGGACUCAACAUCCCCUUUGCACAAUAGGGAAAUUAAUGCAAAGCCUUUGGGGAGUAGAGCCAAGGCCUUUCUUUGACACCACGGGCUUAAUUCCUUGUGGUGACAGAAGGCUUUUGAUGUGAGGCACCUGCACUGUCUGGCUUUGAUCUGAAAACAUUCCACACAAUUUAGUGCCUUUUGAAAGUAAGGCCCAGUGUAUUACUUCAGUGAAAUGUUAUCACAGCCUUUAAACUGGCGCAUAUAAUUCGUUGGUUGGGUGAAUCAGAUCUUAAUCAGAACUAAGAUGCUAUUGUACAGCUAUGUGUUUUUGUUUCAGAUUGUUUUGUGGGGUGGGGGGUUCAUAUCAUAACACCAGAUAUGAACUAGCUAAUGCAAGAGAACAAUUUCAUAUGUAUUCCUUAUGCCUCUGAGCAGCAGUCUUAAAUGCCUUCAAUUAGAGUUUCUCAAUUGCAGGAAGAUGCUCAUUAUGAAAAGGAAGAUUUUGAAAAGGAUAAUGCUUUCAAAAACAUUCAGAUGUUUUGUGGUUAUCUAGCUUCCAUUUUUCAGAUAUUAGAAGUCUGGCACUUAAUUGUAAUUUAAAAACAUAAUCUUGAUGGUGAUUUUUACAGCAUUGUCCUAAACUUGUUAUUCAUUCCCUUGGAUUAUAUUUAUUGGAAAUUUGCAUUUAUCAGCCUUCCCCAAUCAAAACACACAACGAUGGUGGAAUUAUCCCACCUAAUCAUAGCUUAAGAGAGCUGGAAGGGACCCCAGAAGCCAUCUAGUUCACCCCCCCAUCUGUAAUGCAGGAUCCUAGUGAUUGGCUGCCCAGCUUCUGCUUAAAUGCUUCCAGCAAAUGUGAGCUCACCACCUCCUGAGAGGUCAAACAUCUUGACCAUUAAGAGGUUUCUCUAACAUUUAGCGAAAUUCUUUCUCCCUGCAAGUUCUGCAAAGUCAACUAAGCAAAGAAGAAGAAAGAAGACCAGAACUCCCACCUCCCACUCUACAAAGACAGAGGGACAGGAGAGAGGCCUCAACCUCAAGAUCUGAGAGCACAUGCAGCUUGGGAUGGAGGAGGCCCUGGCAUUUAGGUCCCAAGUCAUGUAAGAACCAGGGUACUGAACUGGAUCCAAAUCAGACAGGCUGCUAAGGGAGUUUUUUCUUUUUUAAAAGAUUGGGAUAAUAUACCUAGUCAUGCACAUCAAAAUCCUGGUAGCCGUAUUCCAUAGCGACUGAAUCCCCUGUGGCCCCUUUGAGGGCAGGACCAUGCAGAACUCCUUGUGGUGAUCUGAGUGGGAGCCUCCCAGGGAUGGAUUGGCCAACCUAGCUCUGCCGAGAAAUGGCGGCACCUCUGAAGCAUCUGAAACUGGUGCCCCUCAGGCUGCGUGGGUUUCAGCUGACUCUGAGAGUCCGCCUGCCGCAUACCUGCUCUUUCAAGGGGAUUGCAACCCUGUUCAGUAUAUAGUAUAACUAGGCACAUUGAUAGCUGUUUUGGAAUUCUAAAUAGAACCUUGAUUUUAUUGUUUUUAAUACCUGUCUGCUUUUAACAGCAUAGAAAUAAGGUCACUUCUUAUUUUCAUCAGUGAAAUAAGUCUCUUUGACACUGAAUAUGCUGUAGAUAUUCUAAGUGAAUUUACGUGAUUGAUCUUCUGUCAUAAUGCAGGCAUUAAAUAUGGUCUGUGAAUAAACCUAACUCAUGGUUUUAUCACAUUUUGCUGCUGAAGUUUAUCAGCUUCAGUCAGCACAUAUUCCAGGUUAUCUUACCCUAGAGAAAGCCUAACUGCUUUUUCAUGUAUAUUGAAUUUUUUUUAUGUUAGUGUAUAAGCAGGCUACUAUUUUUGUUACACUAAUUGCUAAAACCAUUUCAGAAUUUAUCUCAAAAUCCUUCUUUUAGAUAGAAAUGCCAGGAACAUCCUGAAAUAAAAAAAUUUAAGGUCUUAUAUAUAAUAAUAAAUGUUCAUAAAUGUACCAAGCAAACACGUACAUGAAUAUAUGAGCCACAUGUCAGAAGCAGCACAGGAGAACAGCCCUGAGGCCAUUUUGACUCCCAAACUGACCAAAUGUUUUCUCUGUAGGGUUGAAGGAAAAUGGAAAAGCCUCCCCAUUGUCUUUUCCUUCACAAAUCCUGUCUUAAGGGUAUGUCUGUGUAUGAAUAGGGUGAGCCUGUGACCUGGCUUAGAAACUAAGUAUUUAUCAUUACAAAAGACUGACCAGGCUCCCCAGGGUAUCCAAUCAAGUAACCAUUAACAGGUAACCUGCCAGACAAGAGAUAAACAACGCACUCAGAUUUCUGUUGUAGACCGCCCUUUCUGUGAUGUAUGUAUGAUGUUUCUGGGGGUGGUCUUGGACUCCAGGGUGGGCAGUUUAAAAUGUCUAUAUAAGGGUGGGCACACCUUUGUUCAGGGUCCUCCUCCUUUCCUGCGUGUGAGGGGAGCACCCUGUUGCAACAGUUCAAUAAAGAUCAGGCUUACUGGCUGCUUUGCUUCUCGGUAUUCUCUGGUUGGCCUCUGUUAUUUUCUCUGACCGAUGGAGAACCUACGAAGGACUCUAUACGGGCUCUUGUGUUCCCCAUAAGGGAAUAAGGGCAGUUUUUUGUUUAUUACAAUCCAUAAGGAUUUGUGUCCCAAACAGCUUUGCAAAUACUGUAUUGUCAACAGACAGCAGACCUACAUGGGAGGGAGGAAGAGAUGGCAGAAUUGUUUGGUGUAUUAGCAUAAUCUCAAAAGCCAAUUAAAUAUGAUGUGAAUUCAUGAUAGAGGCAACAAUUAUUUGGAUUGGGGGAAAAGAUCUCCGGGUGGGGCUACAUAAACACAUAUAGAGCCCCACUUACACAACCCAUCAUGCAGGCAACGAAGGCCUGACACCUGUGGCUCACUGCAUGUAGAAAUGCACAUAGAGAAGUGGAAGGGCUGAGAGUGGAAAGGGCACUCAAUCAGAGUCGCAGUGUGGGCAGGCUGGGGCGCCAUCACCCUGAGGCAUUUUUUUGAGGAGGUGCAACCAGGUGUCCCCAUGACAGGCUCCCUCGUGGAGGCCUGAGCCACAAGGAGGGAAGCCAUGCUGGGGCCUGGCCUUUGGGGCUGGUGCAGAGAUGGUGCCUCCUUCACCUCCUGGCCAGUGAAGGGACACCCAUGCGCACCCUCCCUCUUGACUGGCCACAAGGGUGCUUGUGUCUGUGUGCAUCCAAGAAUAGACGAACUGUUCACAUAUUCAAAAUAUACUCCCACCUCUCCAGCAUGGCUGCAAUGUCCAAAGGCAUCCCCAUUUGUCACCCUUUGCUGUGAGGGAUUCUCUUCCUCUGAUCUCGUGUUCAGUGGAACUCAAGCAUGGAAGAGACAUCCUGAGCUACAAGGCCACUUCCGUUAGUUCAUCCUUGACCUAUCUGACCUUAACAGCAGGCCUCUACCUGACUCAGACAGCACUGAUUUAUUCUCUGUAAAUACAAAAGACGGUUAGUCAUGAUCUAAAGGAUCAUGUCAGGACAAGUCAGUCCUCGAGAUUUUCAUUCAACGCUUUCCUUGGGGAGAAAGGGAAUAGAAAGGAGCCAAUGUUAACAUGGUUUUCUUUGUACCAGAUCCCAUGUUAACACACAUUCCCAAUCCUACAUGCACUUUUUUAUUUCCAGACCCCUCAAUAGAUUCUCUGAAUCUUCUCUUUGAAUAUUUCUUGAUCCCAUGGUAGAUAACAAUCCUUUUUAGAACUUCUGGAAGUUCAUUCCAAGGUCAUUUCUGUCCUCAGAGAUAAUAGUAAUAUCUCUAUCAUAAACACACCACUUAAUUACAUCUGUUGGAGCUUUCAACAGUUGCAGCUGAGCAGGUCUGCCACCUCCCCAGAAGUCUGUAAAGUUUCUCUUUCCUAAGGGGAGGAGUUACCUGGAGCAAAGGUGAGCAUUCUAAAGAAGGGAAGGGGAGUGAAUUAAAUUUCUCAUCACUGUAAAACAUGUUUCAUGUGCUUAACUGAAUUGGGAGCCUAAGAUAAGAUUGAUGUUGGCCGUGAGUCCUCAGUGGCAAAAUUCUGAGUACAAGAGGAGUGUUGUGUGCCAACAUGGGGUGGAAGGCCCUAAGUUUAAGGAAUGCAAAUAACUGUUGAUUAAUUUACCAGUAGGGACAGUGCUUGUUGGAAAGUUCCUUUUGUCCUUGGUGCAGAUUAUGAAUGGUCUAAUGGAAGAGCCAUGCUGCAGAUGACUGUGAGCAAAGGGACUCAGGUACAGAGAAGGGCAUGUGCUUGCAGGUCGCUUAAGUGCCUGUUUGGUAAAGUCACCUGUGGAGUGAGGCUUCUGGGAGACAAGGCAGCAAAGGGCAUUUCUGGGAUUACAGCAAGGCAGAGCAAGGCCAGAAAAAUGAUGCUUUGGGGCUGUUUUGAAUGAUGUUUUGAAAUCCAAGAGCAAAUGCAUGGAGAGCCUGUACGAGUUCCCGUUUCAGAUGUUAUUCUAGAAAUACGGAAAAAGGAUGUUUGUUCCUCCUCUACCCCAUAGUUACAAUGCCCCAAAGUGUCACCAGCCUGCCAGCUAUGCUGAUAAUUUAUUUUUGCAGGCACCAAUUAUCAUUUAUAAGAGUCCAAAUAAAUAUCAGGAUUACCUCUAGUGUCUUGAGAGUAAGAAAAUAAUAAGAUUUUCAGCAAUAAGACAUAAUUUAUAAGCAAUAGAUUCACUUAAUAAGCAUUUCGGAGAGAUCAAUAAGCAUUUUGGAAAGAUCAAUAUAUCUUGAGAAAUAAUACAUAAAUUAUAUGGUUUAAUCUUACCUCAUCAUCCUGGUUGGAGGUUUGUGUUCUGGUGUUUGAGAGAACACAUAUAUUUUCUUCUGUCUGAGGUGGAUGGAAGGCUGAGUUCCUCAAAGAUUGAAAUAUUGUCUUUAUUGAUGGGUAAGGAUGUAUUGUCAGGAGAGUUAAGAUUUUUUCACACAUUAAUUUUUUCAUGAAUGGUUAAAAUCAAAGACAUGAUUGAAACAAUUAUUGCAAAAAUGUGCCUGAUACAUGGGAUGGUUACAAAUUAAUUGACAAAUAUAAUGAGGACUUGCAGUUGCCUCUGGUUAGGGAACAACGUUAAUACUCAAUGUGUUAAAAAAACCCUUUCUACCCCACCCCCCUUCGCCACCCAUCUAUGAGAAAAGAAAUUAAGUUUAAAAGUUAUGAAAAGGGAGAGAAAAUUCCAGUGAAAUUCUCAUGAGUUACAGAGGGGUGGGGUUUUUUGGGUGCAUCUUUUGAGGUGAUCAAGGGGUGUUUGCAGGUGUCAUUCCUUCCACUGCACAAAUCAUCUCACCAGAGGUCCUCAGUCUGCAGCCCUCCUGAGUGGCAAUCUUUCAAGUAAAGCCCAGGGGAACUCUUCCCAUGUGACUUUUUCAGAGUGCAGGCAGCCAGGGAAGCUCCAGAACGCUGGAGAAAUGUUUACACACAGAGUCAUUGGUCACCUCACAGUGAUAAGGUAAGCUCAAAGCCCUGCCAAGCACCACAGUUCUUAGAAAGUGUCCCAAGAAUGAAGCAGAAAAGUGGAAGCCUCUUUCACAAGGGACAAACACUUUUAAGGAAAUGGAGGACCAAUUCUGGCACAGCACUAACUAGAAGAUUCUUCCAUGGCUGGUAGCUCUUCCUGGGCUAUCCAGCAAGGAAACCCACAGGCUUUUCUGUACUGCCAUGCUAGAUGGGCAAGGUCUAGUCAACCGCAGCCCGGCAGAUACCACCUGAAGUUCACUAGCAGCAUAGCCUGUAGGUGACAGCCAUCCCUUCUGUCCUGCACACAAUAUGUUGUAUUUGCUCUUCUUAUGGGAGCCCCCCCCCCCACUCCAGCCCAGGUUUGUAUUGCUACCUACCUGGUGAUUCAUGAUGUGCUUCCUGAUUUCUCGUGGCAGGAUCCAUGCCACUCUGACUACAUUGGAAUAAGAAAGUAGGGUGGGUGCAGUGCCCAGGAAGUUUCAGACUGAUACAGCCAUUCAAGCACUAACUGUACGGUAAAAUGGCUGUGUGCUAUCUAGGCAGUCCCCUUAUAGUUUGGGUUCUUCGAUUCAGAGGCAUUAAAAAAUUUCUUUCCAUUUGCAAUUAACGUGACCCUUGGCGCUUGUGACAACUGCAGCUUCAGGCAGAUGGGGUGACUUCCACACGUGGAGACUGAGGCUCGGGCAAUGGUUUGGCAUGAUACAAAGACGUCACCAUCGAUAUCGUUUGCAUUCUCCCUUUUUCAUGGUAAUAACAAAAAAAGUAAAUUACUGAGGCUUUCAAAUAUGCGCCAUAGCCUUCCAAAUAAAAUGGCAAUGUAAGUCUUGUUACUUGCUUAUAUAGUAUCCUUGGAGGGCAAAGUCUUUCAGAAUUUACAUUGCUUUGUGGAUCUGUAAGAUGGCAGCAUAAUCCAUCACUCAAUAAGCAGAAAUCCUCAAUAAAACAUUUCUCAGCAAUGCACUACAAUCUUGUUUUGUUUGAAUUAGUGUAGGCAUACAUAACUUAUAAAAAUGUGUGCGCCAAGCCUUUGUUUAUUUUGCAGAAGAUAGAAAAUAAAAUUAGAUGUCCAGAACCACCAUGUUGUACAAUUCUUCUUGGACUGUAUUACUUACUUUUGUAGAUUAGUGAUUCUUAUCUUCAAAUCAUCCUGGGGGCAGGGGAUCCCUCUGUGUAUAGGAAGCUAGUCUGUCAGGCAGAAGGAUUCCAGCUUCAACUUUCCCCAGAUUUGCCAUUUUCUUUUAUAGAAUCAUAGAAUUGUAGAUGGAAGGGACCCGAGGGUCAUCUAGUCCAGUUCUGGGCACCACAGUUCAAGAAGGACACUGACAAACUGGAACGUGUCCAGAGGAGGGCAACCAAAAUGGUCAAAGGCCUGGAAACGAUGCCUUAUGAGGAACGGCUAAGGGAGCUGGGCAUGUUUAGCCUGGAGAAGAGGAGGUUAAGGAGUGAUAUGAUAGCCAUGUUCAAAUAUAUAAAAGGAUGUCACAUAGAGGAGGGAGAACGGUUGUUUUCUGCUGCUCCAGAGAAGCGGACACGGAGCAAUGGAUCCAAACUACAAGAAAGAAGAUUCCACCUAAACAUUAGGAAGAACUUCCUGACAGUAAGAGCUGUUUGACAGUGGAAUUUGCUGCCAAGGAGUGUGGUGGAGUCUCCUUCUUUGGAGGUCUUUAAGCAGAGACUUGACAACCGUAUGUCAGGAGUGCUCUGAUGGUGUUUCCUGCUUGGCAGGGGGUUGGACUCGAUGGCCCUUGUGGUCUCUUCCAACUCUAUGAUUCUAUGAUAGUCCAACCCCCUGCACCUCCUGUUUUGCAUGUAAGAUAGUGUUUCUCCCCCUCCCCCCAAAAAAAAUGAUUAAAGGGACAGACAGUGAGGGUGCCCAAUGAUGUUUUAAUACUUUUAUUAUUUUAUUUUGCAGUUUGCAGGAGUAUUUUUGUUGUUGUUCUGUUUGUACUUCUGUCUAAGACAUAGCAAGCCAGUGGGAUGUUGUUCAUAUCUGACAGAGGUGCUGAAUUUAUUUUGGAUAUUUGCAUUAUGACUUAGGUGCAGAAAGGAGUUAAUGAUAUCUUCAAUAGUCCGAAGAUGUCUGCCUCUGCAUUCGAAGACACACUUGAGACUGAUUUCUGAGUGGCUAGGUGAGGGCAAAGUAGCCACCUCACAGCUCACUCUAAAGAACUCUGAUCUAUCUGUAGCAGAGUAGGAGAAGGAGCCAGAGUUUUAAUAAGCAUUCUUUUUGAGUGUGCUGUCACUCCUUGACAUCAGUUGCCAAGUCCUAUUUUUAUCCUAGAGACAAGAAUGUAGCCCCCCCACUCCCGCCUGAAAACAGCCUUGAGUAAGAUACAGCUUGUGACACAGAUGAGUCCAAAUUAAUUCAAUUUAUUUAAGAGUAAUAAUUUAUAGCAAACUCUGUUCCUGAGUUGCACUCAAGAGGUCAUUUCAAAACCAGUUUAGAAUUUAGUUGCCAAAUAAGUUGGUGGCGUUUGGCCACCAGUUGCAAACAGUGUUAGAUAUCUAGAAGUUAUUUGCGAGGCAAUGCCUUACUUCUGAACUGUUCACACUUUGUUUUAAAAUGGACUGUGGGAAAUGGGAAAGAAGAAGAAGAAGAAGAAGAAGAAGAAGAAGAGGAGUUCGGAUUUGAUAUCCCGCUUUAUCACUACCCUAAGGUGUCUCAAAGCGGCUGACAUUCUCCUUUCCCUUCCUCCCCCACAACAAACACUCUGUGGGGUGAGUGGGGCUGAGAGACUUCAGAGAAGUGUGAUUGGCCCAAGGUCACCCAGCAGCUGCAUGUGGAGGAGCGGAGACGCGAACCCGGUUCCCCAGAUUACGAGACUACCGCUCUUAACCACUACACCACACUGGCUCUGAAAGGAGAUUGUUAGCCACUUUGAGACUCCCUAAGGGGAGUGAAAGGCAGGUUAUCAAGUCCAAACUCCUCCUCCUCCUCCUCUUCCUCCUCCUCUCCUUUAUGCUUUCCAGGCAGGCCUCUCCCAUUGCACACAUGUGCGUUUGCGCAAGGGCCCUUUCGAGCUGUCAUAGCCAUCUGCCAGAAUCAGAGAGAACAAAGGGGGUGGGGGCACAUUUACCUGACCUGCACCAGAACCAGGGGUGACCCCCAAACCAGCCAGGGAGACAGCUUGCCAUAGCUUUUAGCACCUCUCGGGGCGAUGAAUGUGGCCGUUGUCAAACCAGCAUCUGCCCUGAGUCGCCCAGCUGUAACAACUUCAUGAUGAGUUCUGGCACCCAUUUUUCUUGGAAAAAGUCCUGGGUAUAGUGAUUUGUCUGUUGCUUUCUAGGGCAUUUGCAAUUGAUUUAGAAUUUGACCGUGACAGCUGUGUGUACUUAGACAUCCAUGGCUUAUCUGAUAAAUGCACACAUCGCCCGAGGUCACUGCUCAUUGGCACAAUUUAGUAUGUGACUCUGACUUCCAGAUCCCAUCCGAACUCCACUGACUCUCCUGCCUCACUGGGAGUGUAAUUAUUUUGCAGGGCACAGCUAGCUCCCUUUUUCAAAAAUAAAACAAAACACAAUUCUCUUAUUUGGAGAGAGGGGAGUCUUUUUUGGAGGGGAGAAUAGAAAAUCCAUCCAAUACAGGAUUAUGCCUGGCUUUUCAGCUUAUUUUAGGAAGAGGGAGAAAGCCCAGCACACUAAUGUUUAAAUUGCCUCUGAGAUUUAAGACAUUUACCUUCCAGGUUUAAAUCUCCAAAAGUUGUGAACAUAUCUUUGUUAAUUCCUAAAGCCUCUUCACAGUAGACAUAUUGAGGAUAACUGUGGGAAAAUGUUUUUCAGUGUUUCUACAUGAAACACCCACGAGGAAGAAUGGAGCGUGAUCAGGAAGAAAAGGCAGUGUUUCCUGUUUUGGACUUUUUCAAGAGAAAAAUUAGCAGGCUGCACUCAAAUCUUUGAAACUGGUCUGAGAGAUUUGAACCAUUUACAAGUUUUGAAGGGAUAUAUUAAAAUAAAACUUUUGUGAUGGAGGUGGGAAUCAAUGUAUACUUUCAGAUCCCCUUUAAAAACUCCUCAUUUGGGUUGAUUUUGUAACUUAAAUGUGCCUCAAAUGUGUGUGUUGGGGGAAAACAGGCAAUGGAUACUCCCAUCAGUCAAGGUUAUUCAUGGAAAUGUUAUUUUACUAGCAUGUGUUUUCUUAAAUAAAGGUGUACUUUCUGAAGGUCCUUUCCGUUACAAAGAUCCUUCAGAGAACAUGGAGCAGCCAGAGGUGGACUGUUGAAUACAAGACAUUGGGGCAGAUCUGCUGCCGGGAAUCCACACUCCCUGCCUUAAAAGCCACUUGCAGGCUCCUGGUUUCUGAGAGAUUUGAAGGAAGACAGAGAGAUAAUAGUAGUAGUAGUAGUAGUAGUAAUAAUAAUAAUAAUAAUAAUAAUAAUAAUUUAUUUGUACCCUUCCCUCCCCGGCCGGAGCUGGGCUCAGAGUGGCAAACAGCAUAUAAAUAAUACCAUAUGCAUAAAAACAAGUAAUCAAUCGAUUAAAAUGCACCCCAAAAUUAAUUCAAAUAAGUUAAAGUUAAAGUUAAAACUGAACAAAUGACAAUCCUCAGGUUAAAAUUGAAAACAGUUAAUAUUCGCCAGAACCAACUGUUUCAACUGAUCCUAUAAGGACCUGUGAGCGGGCUGGGAAACCUCCUUCGUGCUUGUUCUUAUACAAAGAGAAAAUGAGUCAGACUGAACCCUGGCCAAAGGCCUGGCAGAAUGGCUCCGUCUUACAAGCCCUGCAGAAGGAUGUCCUGGUCUCUUGUGAGAGAGUGAUCCACCAGGCCGGGGCCACAGCUGAAAAGGCCCUGGCUCUGGUCGAGGCCAGUCUAGUCUCCAUGGGGCCCGGGAUCUUCAGGGUGGCACUAUGUAGAUUUCAUGUGAGGUUGUGGUUAAGGAAAUCAUGUCCACAGUUUACCAGGGGCUAUUAUUACACUUGCUCUACUGUUUCAUUUAUGACCAUGUAUAAUGUUGAAUCAUCUCUGGUCAUGUAAUAUGAAAAAUGAAGUUAUAUAUAUAUAUAUAUAUAUAUAUGUGUGUGUGUGUGUGUGUGUGUGUGUGUGUGUGUGUGUACCAGUGAUUUUGAAUACGUCUGCAGUAUAAAACAGUGUUGUCUGAAAAGCUGAACCUCUCCUGAUAGAGAUCAUGCUUCAGUCUUUCUGCAGAUAGAACUAUUUUACCCUUUAACCAUCUGCGGACUAUCUAAACAUGCUCUUAAGACUUUGGGAUAAUGGCAAGUUUAGAAGUCCACCCUAGCAGCUCGUAUAAAAAAUAUACUUUCUUUAUUCCACAUUUUUAUGUCUACUCCAUUUCAGUUUUUGUUUUUGUUUUUUAUAAGAUAUUUAUUAGGAUUUUUUUUAAAUAUUACAAUAAAAAAUGAAAAAGAAAAUACAAAAUAAAAAUGAUUAAAAACACUCAGAUUUUCCAUUGCUUAUUUUUCUUUAGCUUGUUUCCUGGACCUCCUCAUACCUCCCUUUUUUGUAUUCCAGUUCAGUUUGUUGGUUCAGCAAAUCCUUACCCUCUUUUUUUAUCCUAAUCUUUGGUCUUAAAAUAGUAACGUUAGAUUUUUACCUCUUAACAACCCCUUUUUCAUAUUCCCUUAAAGCAUUACAGCUAGAAACCACUUAAUUUCUAUCCAACAUCGUUCUAACAUUGAUUAAUUUUACAAUAUUUCUGUAGAUAAUCUUUGAACUUCUUCCAAUCUUCUUCCACCGACUCUUCUCCCUGGUCUCGGAUUCUGCCAGUCAUUUCUGCCAGUUCCAUAUAGUCCAUCAGCUUCAUCUGCCAUUCUUCCAGAGUGGGUAGAUCUUGUGUCUUCCAAUACUUUGCAAUGAGUAUUCUUGCUGCUGUUGUGGCAUACAUAAAAAAGGUUCUAUCCUUCUUUAGCACCAAUUGACCGACUAUGCCCAGGAGAAAGGCCUCUGGUUUCUUCAAGAAGGUAUAUUUAAAUACCUUUUUCAGUUCAUUAUAUAUCAUUUCCCAGAAAGCCUUAAUCCUUGGGCACGUCCACCAAAGGUGAAAGAAUGUACCUUCAGUUUCUUUACAUUUCCAACAUUUGUUAUCGGGCAAAUGAUAAAUUUUUGCAAGCUUGACUGGGGUCAUGUACCACCUGUAAAUCAUUUUCAUAAUAUUCUCUCUUAGGGCAUUACAUGCCGUAAACUUCAUACCUGUGGUCCAUAACUGUUCCCAGUCAGCCAUCAUUAUGUUAUGACCAACAUCUUGUGCCCAUUUAAUCAUAACAGAUUUCACCGUCUCAUCCUGAGUAUUCCAUUUCAACAGCAAGUUAUACAUCUUUGACAAAAUCUUAGUUUUGGGUUCUAAUAGUUCUGUUUCUAAUUUUGAUUUUUCCACCUGGAAACCAAUUUUCUUAUCCAGAUUAUAUGCCUCCAUUAUCUGAUGAUAAUGAAGCCAGUCUUGCACUUUGUUUUUUAAUUUCUCAAAACUCUGCAAUUUCAAUCUAUCUCCAUCUUGUUCCAAAAUUUCCCAAUAUUUUGGCCAUUUGGCCUCCAUAUUGAGCUUUUUCAGAGCUUUUGCUUCCAUCGGUGACAGCCACCUUGGGGUUUUAUUUUCCAAUAAGUCCUUAUAUCUUAUCCAAACAUUAAACAAUGCUUUCCUGACAAUAUGGUUUUUAAAUGCUUUAUGCGCUUUGACCUUAUCAUACCACAGAUAUGCAUGCCAUCCAAAUACAUUGUUAAAACCUUCUAAAUCCAAAAUGUCAGUGUUUUCAAGAAGCAACCAUUCUUUCAACCAGCAGAAAGCUGCUGAUUCAUAGUAAAGUUUAAAGUCUGGCAGGGCAAAUCCACCUCUUUCCUUUGCAUCUGUUAAUAUUUUAAAUUUUAUUCUAGGCUUCUUGCCCUGCCAGACAAAUUUAGAAAUAUCUCUCUGCCACCUCUUGAAACAGUCCAUUUUGUCCACAAUUUGCAAUGUUUGAAACAAAAACAACAUUCUAGGCAAUACAUUCAUUUUUACCGCAGCAAUAUGGCCCAGCAGUGAAAGCUUCAAAUUUGACCAAAUUUCCAAAUCUUUUUUCACUUCAGCCCAGCAUUUUUCAUAGUUGUCUUUAAAUAAAUUCCCAUUUUUUGCUGUCAUGUUAAUCCCCAAAUAUUUAACUUUCUUAACCACUGUUAAACCUGUCUCAUUCUGAAACCUCUCUCUCUCCAUUGGUGUUAAAUUUUUCUCUAAAACCUUGGUCUUUAACUUAUUCAACUUAAAUCCUGCAACUUGACCAAAUUCUUGAAUCAGUUCUAAAACUCUUUUAGUACUAGAUUCUGGCUCCUGUAACGUCAAUACUAAGUCAUCUGCAAAUGCUCUCAGUUUGUACUGUUUGGCUCCGACCUGUAUACCUUUAACCAACCGGUCCCUUCUAAUCAUGUUCAGCAGAACCUCCAGGACCGAUAUAAAAAGCAAUGGGGAAAUUGGGCAACCUUGUCUUGUCCCUUUUUCUAUCCUAAAUUCUUCCGUCACCACAUUAUUUACAAUUAGUUUAGCCUUUUGUUCUGAAUAAAUUGCACUUAUACCGUUUUCAAAACCUUGGCCUACCCCCAUCCCCUGUAGGUUCUUCUUCAUAAAACUCCAAGAGAUAUUAUCAAAAGCUUUCUCCGCAUCCACAAAUAUCAAAAUAGCUUUGGUAUUUAUGUUCACUUCUAAUUUUUCCAAAAUAUCAAUUAUAUUCCUCAAAUUAUCGGACAAGUGUCUUCCCGGGAGAAAGCCCGCUUGGUCUUUAUGAAUCUCUUCCAUCAAUACUUUUUCAAUCUCUUGGCCAAAAUGUCUGCAAAAAUUUUGUAAUCCACAUUAAGUAACGAUAUGGGGCGGUAGUUCUUAAGCUGAGUCUUUUCAGUCUCUGUCUUCGGUAUAAGUGUAAUGUACGCCUCUUUCCAAGACUCUGGUGCCCUUUUCCCUUCCAAUAUUUCAUUGCAGACUUCCUUUAAAAGUUGUAAUAGCCACUCUUUCAAAGAUCUAUAAUAUCUAGAAGUCAGCCCAUACUCCAUUUCAGUUUUUGGGCUUGAAAACAGUAAACUUAAAUUAAAUUGCAGUCCCCUGGGACAGGGAAGCCGUGGGCGGCAGGGCCCAAAAAUGGUAAAAUUGCUAUAAAGACAGGACGACAGAUGUCAACAGGCUUUGGCAUAGGCAUUGGGUAUGAAUCCUGAAUCAACCAACACAUGUGUAGGCUGAUUAUUUUGCUGGGUCAACCAAGGAUACAGACCACCCUAUUUAUUAUUAUUAUUUUCAAUUAAUAUUUUAUUAAGAUAGUUUCAGUUAUAAGAAAUAAUGUGAAAAAAGAGAAAAUGAAUGAAGGGGGGAGUGAAAAAUUUUUUACAAUUACAAUAAAAAGAUAUAAAUUAAUACACUAAAUAUAGUCAGUUGCAUUUCCAUACAUUAUUAUAUAGAUAUAUAUGUAAUAUUAUUGCCCUAAUAUGUGUAUGAUUAUUAAUAACCUACUAUAUUCUGUAUAAACUCAUUCCAAAUGUCAGUAUAUUUAUCCAAACAAAAUCUGUGUCUAUAAGCAAUCUGUUCAUACGUUGCAAGUGCUGUCAUGUGAUUGACCCAUUGAUUAAUGGGAGAUACAGUAUCUCAGGUGUCUCAGAAGCUGAAAAAGCUGCCGGUCCAAACAGCGCUGUUACCAGAUUCUGUGACUGCAGAUAUUGCCAUUGGGCUGCAUCUGAUAGAUGAUAUUGAUCUUUUAGAACAGUAUAAGUACAGUGGUACCUCGGGUUACGUACGCUUCAGGUUACAGACUCCGCUAACCCAGCAAUAGUACCUCGGGUUAAGAACUUGGCUUCAGGAUUAGAACAGAAAUCGUGCUCCAGUGGCAUGGCGGCAGCGGGAGGCCCCAUUAGCUAAAGUGGUGCUUCAGGUUAAGAACAGUUUCAGGUUAAGUACGGACCUCCGGAACGAAUUAAGUUCUUAACCCGAGGUACCACUGUAUAGAAUUCAUAUUCCUCAUCUAUCAGUUGUUCCAAAGUCAAUACACCUGCUUCCACCUAAUUUUUCCACAUUACCAUCUUUUUUCCAAUUUCUAAGAUAGGAUUUGCCUACAAAAUCAGUUUUGCAUGUGAAAAUGGAUCAAUUUUGUUUUUAUUGGACAAUAGUUUCCAUCUCUUUCUAACUGACUUAAUUGUUUGAAGAGUCUGCUACAGCAGACAAGGUAAGCGGCCAUUAGUUACACAUUAUCAAGGAACCCAUAUAAGAGUUCCCCAGAGAUGCAAAAAUAUAUUCUAUUUUUAUAACAGGAGGCUUUUCCCCUGAAUUAUUUGUUCAACAGUUUGUUCGUCUUUUUAAACUGGGGAGUUAUUCUAGAGUUACUAACCAGUUAAGCAUGGCUUGGGUCUAAACGCACCCUCCCAGCAGCAAAAGUCCUCUUCCAAAUACAGAGGGGUUGUCUCUGACAUGCCAGAAUAGUGUUAUAUGAGAAAACAGAGAUCUGGGUUUUUAAAAAAAUAGAAUUUAGAUACUAUAGUCUGCAAUGCGCAAACUGUAUAAAGUCCAAAUAGACUGCAGCCACAAUAGAUAAAAAGGCCACAACAGAGCACAGCAAGAAAUGCUUCUCAUGGCUUAGUCUGCACACAUAAUAUCUUAAAGAGUGUGUUCUCACAUAGAUACCUAGCUUUUCAUAGAGAUGAUCCUUAGACUCCCUGCUCCAGAUUACUCUUCCAUCUGCAGCAUGGCGGUGGAUGGGGAUCCACAACAGAGAGUUACAGCAGUAGCAUCAAAGGUGUGGGACUAUUCCACAGCAAUUCCUCUCCUUUAGUGCUGGAUUUUAGGUGACUGUUUACUUCUGAUGGCAGAAACAGACAGAGCCUGGGUUGAACAAGGGUCCCUGUUGUUUAAGGUUAAAUACCCAUAAAAAGCCCCAUGGAGGGAAAACUACUGGUGCAAGAGGUCCACUCACCUUUCCCGGUGGGCGGCGUUGUGGCCAGGCAGCCGGGACUUGGCAGUGAUCUGGCCGGGGGAGUGGGGAGUUGGCAGCCCAUUCUGUGUUGUCCCAGCCAUGUUGCCGGCACUGGGUGGAGCCAUGCCCAGUGUGGCCCCGCUGAACAAUCAGCGCUGUGAGGGGACGUGGCUGCAGGAGAUUUAACUAUGGUAGCCAGACGGGACCUUCUCUCUCACCUUUUGCACUGGCUCUCCCAACCCACCCACCCUUUAUCCAUGCUUUGCUCUGAUAUGACCUCGCUAAGGACAACGGUCAACUGACAUAUUGUUGUGGUCGGGUAGGAAUUUCCCCCACUUGGCAAAUUGGCACCAGCAGUUUGGUUUUCACCUACCUCGUAGCAAUUGUCACAACUUUGUGAGGUUAGGCAUUGGGUAAGCCUUUGUUUGGAUGGAGGGGAGGUUGUAGCCUCUGCCUGCCCCAUCUCAGUUAAGGGGAGUGGGUGGCAUUGUAGUCUAAACCACUAAGCCUCUUGGGCUUGCUGAUCAGAAGGUUGGCAGUUCUCCCCGCGAUGGGGUGAGCUCCCAUUGCUCUGUCCCAGCUUCUGCCAACCUAGCAGUUCAGAAGCAGUAAGGAUAUCUUGUUAAAGGGAUCUGGGAGUGUGGAUUCUGUCAAAUGCCCAGACAGAAGUCAUGUCACAACCCCAACGUGGACCCCUCAGGAUUACUAUUUGAUGUAAUCCCUGUUAGUGGUUUACCCUUAGAUGGACUCCCUGCAGACGGGCAGGAGUUGUGAUAUAGCCUGGCUUUGCCCAAUGCAUAAGCCAGUCUUUCUCAACCUGUGGGUCCCCAGAUGUUAUUGAACUACAACUCCCAUCACCCCUAGCUAGCAAGGCCACAACUCAGGGAUGAUGGCAGUUGUAGUCCAACAACAUCUGGGGACCCACAGGUUGAGAACCGCUGGCCUAAACCUAACCGCUCACAUCUGUAACCAAUGAAGUUGUGGCCUAUUUGAACCCAUAAACCAAAAUACUCUUGUCCGUCAUGGGGGCCUUGGCACACAACAAACCAAAUGGUGCCAGUUCUCUUCCCGGCCUCCUUUAACAUUUAAGGACUACAGCAACCACUGCCCCAUUCUAUUUUAUUUUAUUUUUAGCAGUUAAAUGCCACCUGUUGCAGCACCCUUUCAGAACCACAGUUUGUGUGGCUCACAGCCUCAAUGCAGGGGAUAUCUACAUAGCUGCUUCAGUUUGUAAAAACCUAGCAACUUGAACAGGGUUGCUGUGAUUGAGCAAACCUCAAGGUGCUCAGCCAGGCCUCCCAAGUGAACUGGACCUGAAACAUGAGAAUGGGAUCUAAGGAAGGAAGAUUGCCAUCUGCUCACCAUAUAACAGUCUCAAAAUUGAUGCUGUAUGUGGUCAGGAAGACUUUUGAGAGAGAUGUUUUUCCUUGCCGUCCUUCUUUUUGAUGGUUAUUCAAGUGGUUUGUAGUUUUAAAGGUGAAAGGGACCAGCAGUUGCAUAGCUUGUGGUUAGUAGAGGAAUGGGAAAUUGUUAAGAUGUAACUGCAGGAUGCCUAUAGUUAUCUUUUCAACUAAAUGCUACAAGGGCCAGUGCACCAAAUGCGUUUGCUUAUGAGGUUAAACAUUCCCUUUCAACAUGCCUUUGGAAGAUCUCCCUUUAGGGCUUAAUUCAAAGUGUGCUGAAGCCUGUGGAUGGAUUCCUAUUGACUUCAAUUGACUUUAGAUCAGCCCCCAGAUGCUAAAAUACGACUGCUGCAUGACUCAAAGGGAAUGGUAAUUCAGUGGCUGUGGGGGUGCCAUAAUGAGGAAGCCAGCUGCGAGAGGAUGCAGGCAAGGGAGUUCAGUUUGAAGAGCACAUUUUAUUACAUGCUCAAGAUUAUGGCCUCCACAAACAUGCGAGACAAUCUCUGGGGAGUAGAAAAAGCACUUUUGUUUAUAUUGCUAUUAUUACAAGUGCAUAACAUAUCCAUUCUUGAAGAAAGACUGUGCUCUGAUACCCAGAAAAUGCAGUUUUGAACUGUUAGGGGGAGGAACCUAGAGCAUCUUCAUUAACCUUAUCAAGAUCAUUUGGUCUUCGUCCAAAGUGUCUUGCAUGUUUUGCUCCAAGAGGACCUUCUGGGUUCACUUUUAAUUUCACUAUUGGUGAAAUCUGGGAUGCACAGAAUCAAUUGAGAAUUUUCACUAGCCUCAUAGAAACACUACAUAUCCAUUGAAAUCUUCAAUAUAUUUUGCUUAGGGCGAGACCCCCAAAUUUACUGUACACUUUCUUUAGCCAAAAUUUGUGCAGCAACACUACCGAAAAAAUGUUUUAAUCAAAACAAUAUGCAAAAAUCUAAAUACCCCAUUUAUUGAGUGCAUAACAACAAGAACUGCUUCCAUAUGGUACAACCCUUCUAUUCUGAGGAACGUGAAGGAACUGAAUAGAUGGAACUGGUCGCAUGGGAUUUCCACACCAAACAACACUCUGAUCAGGCAAGAAAGCCUCACGUGAUCAGGUUGUUAGACUACUCACAUACAGUGCCCAGUGCUGUGCAAUUGCCCUUUGUGUAUAUGGAUGCAUGAGCAAGUGUAAAGCAGACCAGAGUUUCGCCUUUUGAAAACACUGAAAGUACCAAAUGUUACUUCCCCUUGGAGUGAUUGCUGCAGCCAGAUUCUGCAGUGGCUUCCCCAAACAAUUAGAAAAUGGGGUUGUUCUCAGAGGAAAUGUGGGUAUUAUUAGAUUUAAAAGGGGAUCUGUUAUGUCUCCUGGUGGUUAUGAGUUUAGAAACAAGAAAUAUGGGUUUACAAGGAGGCUUUGUUGCGUCUCCAGCAUGGUGACCUUUUCUGCUGGGUUUAUUGUCUUUUCCAAGGUUUUUAAUGAACACUGGGAUGUUGGUUAUUUUGUGAGACAAAUUGAAAAAGUCCCCUGUGCCCUGUUUUGAUUCGACUACAUGCCGUAUGUUACAAGUGGCUAAUUUGAGUUUUGCAUUUAUUUAUGAACUAAUUCCUACACUCGAAUGUAUAAUUCAUAAGAUGAUGUGUGGAUUGAUAGUGUUGGCUGCUCUUUCCAGACAAGGACUGUUUCUUACAAGGGGUUUAUCACUGCAAGUUUUUCUCCUUCUCUCUUUUUGCUUGCUGUGAAGCAGGCUGCAUGCAGUGGACUUCAACAUAUCCUUGGACUUUGCUGUAUGGCCCUGAAACUAUGGGUGGAUAUAUUUUAUUGCUGGAUUCAUGUUUUAUUUAUGUGACUACAUAAAGGCUCAAACUCUGAACUCAUUUGGGAAAUAAAGGCAGGGCAGUCAUCGCCAUCCCAGAGAUAUUCAGACCCUGCAAAUUGUUAUGGUGUAGUAGCUAAAAGUGACCAAUGAGUCGUUAUGUUCUGGGUUCAAGUUUAACCUCAGCUAAUAAUUCAGAAAAUGUCACUCCAUGGUCCCCAUUUGCAAUAUGGCAAUAAUAAUAAUCACGAUAGCUGACAUCCCUUAAAGAAAUGAUUUAAGAAUUACUGAGAAUUACUACACUCCAAAGACUUGAAAUGUGGCAUGUAAAUGUUUGGGAGGUUUUGAGAAAGGACAUUUUAAAGACUUGGAAUAUUUAAAAUGAUAGCAACUUGAGUGCAGAUAAGCCAAUGACAUAAGAACCAUAAAUGCUACAUUUUAGAGAAAUUCUUCUCUGCCCUCAGCUCUUUUUUUAGGGGGGAUUAUAAUUUGAUAAAUAAGUAAUACACAGGUUUUAAGAAUCAUUUGACGUAAGAAAACCUCACUCAUUAUUUAUUAUAUGUAAGUAUAAUCUAGGAUUUACAAACUCUAAUUCUGGCACUCAGCCCAAAAAGGGUUAAUCACCCAUACCUUCCACUAUACCCAAUUUAUCAUCAUCAUCAUCAUCAUCUGCUGUGUACCCAUGACAUGCAAACAUAGCCCAGGUGUUGCAAAGGUGAAUAAUCUUUUAAAAUUUAUGGCAUGGAGCAUUCAGACAGGUAGUUGCUUUUUGGAGGUCUUCUCACAGUGGUCGUUAUUUAAACUAGACCUAUAGGUUGGAGGAAUAUUUAUCCAUAGGUCAUCCGGUCUACUGAUGGUGUGCAGAAUACAGUCUGAUUGCUCUGUAACCUUCCUGGGGGGGGGGGGGGGUAGGGAUGUGAUGGCCAGUGGUUAGUCUCUCUGUAUUUUUCUGCAAGCAGUCUAGGGCUGGAACCAGCAACUGAGGGCCACAGGUGGAAUGUUAUGUUGAAGCUAAGGAAACCAUAUUAUUGUUUGAGAAUGGACUGUUAAAAAACAACAACCAUGCUCACCUGUUAGUAAGAAAGAAGAAAACCUAACAUUAAAUAAUAUAUUGAGAUAAUGUUCCUUUUCACAUUAUUUUAGUAACUUAUAGCUGGGCAAAAAUGGUUUCAGGAUACGUGUUACAUUUUUGCAUGCUCCAAAUAUAUGUGCCUUUGUUUUAGAUGGCCUCAGUAAUGCAUAACUGCUCAGAAACCAUUUUAUUUAUCUUUUCCCUUUAGGGGCUGAUGUUAUCAAUUUUGAUGGCCACGUUGUAUUACCGUACAGAUUUGGUCACAAGAAGAAAACACUGAAAACGUUGAAAGAUGUGAUCACUUUGAAAUUUAAAACCUCUGAAAGUGAAGGUGUAAUCUUCCAUGGGGAAGGCCAGCAAGGAGACUAUAUCACCUUGGAACUGAAAAAAGCCAAACUGGUGCUUAAUUUAAAUUUAGGUAGGAUUCAGGGUCUUGGUUUUUUGUUUUAAAAAUGCAUAUUAAUUUGCUUUGCAUUAAUUUGAUUGACAUAUACAGCACUGGGCUUUAUCCUUUUCUUCAUCUUUGUUUUCUGUUUCCCAUGCUUCUCUGAAAGAAGAGUUGAAAUCGGUUGCUGGUAGCAGUGCAGCCUCUUAUACAUUUGGAAUGAAUAUGGAUUGGUUUCCAAAGCUUUAGUAUUUUGUGCUAACCCUUCUCCUCCCAAGACCAUCAAAACUCUGACACCAGAAAAAAGGUGCAUCCUGUGGACUGUCGAUAGACUUCAUCUCGGACUCUGGCUCUCUGUCCCUGGCCAUGUUUUUGUCAUGGAUUCUCCUUCAUAUCACAAGCCUUGAGUCCUGACUCUCUGAACUGUCCUAUGAACUGGGAUCAACAGAAACAAUGCCCUUGUUAUGCAAGUAAGGGUUCUGUAGGGAGAAUAUGUGGCCUAGUGGCUAACAUCAGAUGGGAAGGGUAUGAAUGAUAAAAUUAUUAAAGACAUAAUGUGAAUGAGAUGCCUUAAAUGAGCUCUUGCAUAAUUCUGGCACAACAAUCUUCAGAUUGUAAUUGUUUUUGUCCUGUGAAUGGAGUUUCUCUCCCUCUUUGUCUCAUUUACACUCAUAAGCCUGCCUUCCAGGCAAGUAACAUCAUUUCCAUACGCAAGUGGGGAACCAAAGCUUCAAGAGAAUGACUUGCCCAGGGCCAUUCUGUGUGAAUCCACAGAGCUGAGCUGGGACUGAACACUCUGGAACCAACUCACUAGCCAGGUUUAUACAUUAUGGUCUGAAACAAUCUGGCACCGCAUGCCGGGGGGGGGGUUAAACUUGAGUCUUCCCUGUUCUUGUCUCUCAUUGUCCACUACACCUUUUCCCCCCCUUUUCUUGGCAUAAAGAUCAGCCAUUUUUGUUUCAUGCAAAUGAGAAUAGCAUAGCUUUACCCUGCCCAGUUUCUGAUGAAUGACUCUGAAAUUCUCCUCAUUUCCAUUUCCUUUCCCAUAUAUUUUCUUAGUUCAGUCAGGUAGUUAUCAGGAUUAUAAAUGACAUCUCUUACAUAUGUACUUAGCUGAGGUGAGAAUAUAUACUCUCAGGUCAGAAAUGGGGUUAAGAAGGUUCUACUGGGAAGAGAAAUUAGAAACCAAGAAUCCUUUAACACAACACUUGGAUCAAAUUGCAGUCAAAACAUGAAAAAAUUCAGAAGGUGACUGUGCCACAUGUCUCAGGCUUGAUUUACUGCUAUGUUGUUCUUUAUUGCAGUUGAAAAUCUUUCAUUGCUUGACUUCAGUGGCUAGCUCUUGCCUGAUAACAGCAUAACUUGAAAAACUCAAGGAUUCCUAUUGGGGACAGAGCUCUCUGUGGCUCUUAGUCAUGAUAGCCAGGUGGAAGAAUCUCCAUGUCCAGAGGCAGUACACCUUCGCAGGCCCUGGGGGAAGCCAUAGCGCUUAGUGGCAUGCUCUUAUUGGGAACUUCCAGGAGUGUUUGCUUGGCUACUGAGAGAAGCAGAACACUGGAUCCAUCAAGGCAGUUCUCAAGCUCUUACAGGCUGUGGGAGAAUUCUGUGGUAUCUCAGAAGGUGGACAAACAGACAUCACGUUCCAAAAUACUAAGCAGAUGUUCUCAUGCUUUUAUGAUCUUGCAUGCAAAACAUACGCUCUACCACUGACCUACAGACCUUCCAUUUAUUGAAUCUAGUGUUUCACCACAACUCUGCAUGAAAAGUACCUCAGUAUUUGCUGUGAUCUUAUCUGUUACUUUGUCAUAAGCACUGCUGUUACUGCUUUUUAGCCACACUUCUUUAGAGCUGGACUGGCCAACAUGAUGUCCUCAAGAUGUUGUUGGACUCCCACCAGCCCUAGCCAGUGUUGCCCACGGGCAUUGAAAUUCAACACCUAGAGGACAACAUUUGGGUCUUUUAGAGCUUAUUCAGACUGUUCGUUUAUUCAGACUUUUUGUGUUCCCUUAGUCACAUCCCAAGUGGUUCGUUAUACAUGAUCUAAGGUGCUACUGGAAGGAAUUUUUUUAAAAAAUUUUGUUUCAACUAUGGCAGAGCAACACGGCUACCUACCUGUAACUAGAAAAAAAUGCUACCUUACAAAGAAUAUAGUAUUUGUGAAUGACAGGGCAUUUUAUUAUAGUAGCAUAGCAGCAACAGUGGCAUGACAACUCACUACGUGGCCUUACAUUUGAGGUAUUCAAUAUUUCCUGCCCUCUUCUUCCUCUCAGGUAGCAACCAAUAUGGGUCAAUUUAUGGCCAUACGUCUGUGACAACAGGUAGCCUCUUGGAUGACCACCACUGGCAUUCUGUAGUGAUAGAGCGCCAUGGGAGGAACAUCAACCUCACGCUUGAUAGGCAUCUGCAGCAUUUCCGGAUCAAUGGGGAAUUUGAUUACCUGGAUUUGGACUAUGAGGUAAACAAUUACACCCCUUACUCUCCGUACAAAUAAACAAAUGACGGCCAUCAGUAUUCAUUAAAAUACUUUGAAAAUGGUCAAGUGAUUUGUGCCUCUUGUGCAGUUCAAAAGCCCAUCAUUUAAUCUAGCGUUGGUUAUCUCUCAAUUCUCCCUUAUUACUUAGCCCUGUUCUGCUAUUACCACAAAGAUGGCAAAAAUGGCUUGGGGCAUUUCUGUCUGUCGAAGCCCAUUGCAACAUCAGAGCAGAUCAGUCGGUGCCAUUGUGAGACACAACAUCAGGGAAGAUGUCGUCGCUCAGUGGUGGAGCAUCUGCAGGUCCAAAUUUCAGUCCCUGGCAUCUCUCAUUGUAAAAGAAUCAGAUAGUAGUUGAUGGGGUAAACUUCUGCAUGAGACCGCGGGGAGUUACUGUCAGUCAGAGUACAGUGUGCUGGGGUAGACUGACAAGUAGGCUAGAACAUAUGAAGAGCCCUGCUGGAACCAACCCCAGGUGCAGCUGGCCUGGCAUCCUGUCUUCACAGUGGCCAGCCAGGUGCCUACGGAAAGCCUACAAGCAAACCCUUCAACUGGCAUCCAGAUGUCAUCACACAGCCAUCAUGGUCAUAGUUACAAUAAAUGUAUCCUCCUUCAAUUUGCCUUAUCCCUUUGUAACAUUGUCAAAGUUGGUAGCCCUGAUUUAGUAUAGGGCAGCUUCCUAUGGCAUGCAAAGAGGUCAAGGAGGAAUCAUAGAGUUGGAAGGAACCACAUGGGUAAUCUAGUCCAACCCCCUGCAAUGCAGCAAUCUUUUGCCCAACUUGGGACUUGAACCCAUAACCCUCAGAUUCAAAGUCACUUGCUCUUCUGACUGAGCCCUUCUGCAUUUUUGAGCCCUUCUACCGGUUGGAACCACCACUCUAGACUGAACAGUCCCUGGAAGAUUCCAUCAUCUUAGCUUCCACUCCACAUGCCACUAGUUCUCCAAACCUCCUCACAUGCUGCCUGCCUCCAUUCUGUAAGCCGACAUAUUCCUGUCGGGGGAUUCUACAGGCUGGCACCCUGGUUCCAUAACCGAGCCUUUGACGUUGCCUUCCAUUUCCCCCUGGUGCUCUCUCCUGCUCUAGGGCACUUCGCUCCCCCUGCCCCAGAAGUCUUUGAUGGUUGUGCUCCUAAUGGAAAGGGAAAGGAAGGUAGCUUAG
Molecule: messenger RNA, 31960 nt
Organism: Podarcis lilfordi (Lilford's wall lizard)
Lineage: Eukaryota; Metazoa; Chordata; Lepidosauria; Squamata; Lacertidae
Source: the annotation of a GenBank genome assembly